AUGCUGCUUCGAACGGCGUUGAGGUCCCGGGCACCACGUCCGGUGUCCUCUUAUAUCGCUCGCUCGAUAUCAUCUGCACCGCUCAUUCAAAUCAAGAAUGGCACGUUUUACCGGCAAUAUCCGACACAAGAUGAUGCCGCGACUAAUCCACCUCUGUAUUCCAAGUUCAAUUUUACUCUACCCUCUCAAGGCUCACCUUCGAACGGUAGCGAAUCUUCCUUGCAGCAUUGGGCGGUGAUUGGCCCAUCCGGACGAACUGAUCUGCUAGACAUCUUCCGUGGCCAGCACAUUUGUCUUCCACCUACCGCGCGAUCUUAUCCCUACCUCCUCACAGACGAACUUGCCGCCAAGGAUCCCCAACUGCGCUACGUUGGAAAUGCAAUCCAGUAUAUUGGUUUCAGUGGAGAAGGAUCGGGGGCUAUUGGUGGCACCCGCGGCGCAUACCUGAGUGCUCGCUAUGAGAGCCUUAGGGAGGAGACUGAUUGGACAGUGGAGCAGUUUCUCCGUGGCCAGACGUCGCUGAAUCCUAUGGAAGGAGAAGAAAAAGGAACAAUUCAUGAUGAGCAGCUCAUACAAGAGGUGAUUACCGAUCUACAUCUAUCAGAGUUGCUUGACAUGCCGGUUGCAAACCUUAGCAAUGGUCAAACAAGACGAGCUCGCAUCGCAAAAGCUCUACUCAGGAAACCCGAGUUGCUCCUUUUAGACGAGCCUUUCAUGGGACUGGACCCUGUUACCGUUCGAAGUAUUUCCGGAUUGCUUCAUCGUCUUGCUGAAAAGUCUUCACCUCGAUUGGUUCUCGCCUUGCGCCCCCAGGAUAAAGUGCCAGAAUGGAUCACCCAUUUGAUCGUAGUGGGCAAUUCUCACCAGGUCAUGAAGCAGGGAUCGCGAUCCGAAAUUAGCCGAACGCUGGCUAUCUGGAAGCGACUCAUAAGUGGCAAUAAUUCGGCCAGCGGCUUGGAUGACGAGGAGAAAGGCAUUCUUCGACAGGCUCGAAAGGAUUUGAAGUCUGGUGCUCUUGAUCCACAAUUGGUCCAAGACUUUACUUCCAAAGAAGUAGAAAAACCUGAUUGGAAGGAAAUCACCCCCUUGCUAGGAGGAGAGCCACUGAUAGAAAUGGACGGUGUUCGUGUGCAGUAUGGCGAUAAAGUGGUUCUGGGCAAUUGGACUCAGAAAGUGAAUGAGGAAGUCAAGGAUGGUCUUCAUUGGCGCGUGCGUCGAGGCCAGCGCUGGGCGAUUCUCGGUGCUAACGGAUCUGGCAAGACAACUUUAUUAUCACUUAUUACAUCUGAUCAUCCGCAAGCAUACGCUCAGCCCAUUAAGUUCCUCGGCCGGUCGCGUCUCCCAGAGGUAGGCAAACCUGCUAUCUCUAUAUUCGAGCUCCAGUCUCGCCUUGGCCAUUCGUCUCCAGAGAUCCAUGCAUUCUUUCCUCGUCAAUUAACAGUGCGAGAAGCCCUUGAAUCAGCUUUUGCAGAGACUUUCUUAUCCAAGCCGGCGCUCAACUAUGAGCGGGACCUGGACGUGAACGCAGCGCUGCGGUAUUUCAAGGCUGAGCUUGAUCCAAAUGCAAAUACUACAAAGGAGCAAGCGCCUCCUACCAUCACAACCAACUCCGAUAUCUUCCCUAAGCUCAACUCUACCGGAAAUAACAAGCCUUACAUUCCGUCUGACUAUGAUAUCGAAUACGCCGACCAUAUGACCUUCGGCCAACUCACUACUGCACAGCAGCGUAUUGUGCUUUUUCUAAGGGCCCUCAUCAACAAUCCAGACAUUGUGGUUCUCGACGAGCCCUUCUCGGGCUUGUCUGCUUCUCAGCGUGACAAAUGUCUGCACUAUAUUGACCACGGCGAUACUCCCUCCUCGCCCAGUCGGGCCUCAGGUCAAGGACUCUGCCGGUACAAGGGUCUGUCAGAAGAUCAGGCGCUGGUUAUUAUCAGCCAUGUCAAAGAGGAAAUCCCUGAAAGUGUUCGGUAUUACAUGCGGCUACCUUCGGUGCCGGGCGAUGGCACCGAGCCGUUGGAUUUCCGAUUUGGUCUACUCAAGAAUACCAGUGUCCUGAGUGACCCGAACGUAUGGGAUACUGCAUGGUCUCCACCUUCUCAUUUCUCGGAGAUCACUCAGCGAACUCGCAGACGGCAUGAGGUGCCAUCUGACAUAGACGUCUACGAGUGGUUUUCGAUCUAG
Penicillium pulvis is the source of this 2181-nucleotide messenger RNA. RefSeq names its product putative ABC transporter. NCBI's taxonomy places the organism in Eukaryota, Fungi, Ascomycota, Eurotiomycetes, Eurotiales, Aspergillaceae. The record is from RefSeq and is a predicted model, not a curated record. Gene Ontology annotation, molecular function: ATP hydrolysis activity; ATP binding. Gene Ontology annotation, cellular component: mitochondrion. The transcript is spliced from 2 exons. Bases 1 to 2181 code for a protein of 726 amino acids.